AUGAGUAAAGUAGACGAGGCCAGGCAAGAUGCAGAAGUCAUCGAAGCGCCACCACCAAGAUAUGAAGCAAACAACACGAUUAUGAUAUUGUCGAAGCUGUACCCGACCACUCCCAUCGCUAACUAUCUAAUAAACCCAGCCCCAGAACUCUUCUCCUCUAAUCAGAAAUCCAAUCCAAACUCCCAAGGCAUAAUCCCACAUCCUCGAGAAAAUAAGAAAGAACUCCAAACACGACUUGCCCUAAGGCCGGCGAGACAGUGGCCUCCAUUGUCAUACCGGCAGAUCGGCCAUGUCUUUCCUUCGCUGUCGACAUACUGUUGGUUGGACAAGAACGAGGCCAUAACCUCUUUAUGGAAGUCUUUACAAUCGAAGCGUCAUUAUUGCAGACAAGAAAGAACGCCAUCUCUAGCGGCGGCAGUAUGCGAUCCAUUCACAUCGAUUCGGCAGGACAGGACAAGCCGCUUCCACGCCCACGCCGUCGCCAUGUGUUUCCUAGGCGCAUAUCAUCUGCAUCCAUGGAUUCAGACGGCAUCGGUCGACGAUGAUGACUAUGCAUGGCAGCGGACUCGCACCGCACCGCGUCGGCAGGCUGAGGCUAGAAUAGAUCUGGCCCGUCGCCCGAGAGCCACAUGCAGCGAAGCGCAUGGUCGAGUCUCCAAUCUCCAGGCUUCAGCUGCCUGCGUUCCAGCUGUGCCAUGGCAGCUGCCAACACCGCCUCGCCGCCUUGUCGCAGUCGUCCAAGGAACCUUCAGCGCGCCAUUCUCUGCUUCCCGGCCUGAUAGAAUAUUCCAUGCUGGCCUGACGAGCCGGAAACUCAGUCCCAAUGAGCAUCAUGAGUCGCGCCAUGUCACCCCACGAACACGCGCCCCCGCCCCGCCUUCUGGAAGCAUGUUACAGAGUGCGAAGGCACAUGUCAAGCAAGCCUUCAAUGACGGCGGUGCCAUCCUGGAGAAGAUCAAGAGGAAGCGGGCGUUGAAACGUGCACCACCGCCGCCACGGCUAUUGGAGGAGUCUCUCGACCAAGCUCCGGCCGAGAUCGAGAAAGAGAAGCAACGCGGAGUGACGAGGUUCGGAAAGGCAUUCGAGCAUGGAGACACCCUCGGCAUCAUACACCUGCAGCAGAUCACCAUCCAACUGCAAGCAGCGCUGCUGGAGAAGCUGAGAAACACCGCGUUCGACGACGAGAACAAGACUACAGACUUCUCAUACCUGUCGGAUGUAGUCGACCUAGGAAGGGACAGGACAAUCACAGCUUUGCAUGAGCUCAAGCAACGUCUGUUGAGCAGAGACGGCACUCCGACUGCAACACAGAACGUGACCCCCAACUCCAGCAGCAGCAACUUAGGCGUACACUCACAAGUCAAACCGGAGGAGCCGCCACAGCCAUCGCAGUCCAAGCCUCAUAACGCGCGGUCUUUCUCAGUUGUCGUACCAUCACAACAGCAGCGCCCGCCUCCGCCUGCGCAUCAUCAUAAGACAUGGAGUCGCGACUUCACCCAUUCGAGAGAUGCCUCUGGAGAGGAAGACACAACUUCUGGCGCGGAUGAGAACCAGAAUCAUGCCCACAAUCGGAAGCGAAGCUCCCUCCUGCACUUCUUGAAGCAUCACCGCACGACCAGUGCUGAAUCACAUAAAGGCCUACCGCCAGCCGUCGAAGAGCCUCAACGCCAAUCCUCAAUCUCUCCCACAGGACCGACAAGUGCUCCCUUCCAGCCGCCACCCGCGAAGAGCACUGGUGAUCUCAAUAGCAAUGGACCCGAACGCAAGAGCUUUCAGUAUGAAGAGUGGGAGGACAACCCUUCGGAGAUCUGGGGCUCGAAGCCUUCCAUGGACCGACGCGAGACGAUGGCCCUGGCUCCAGAUGCUCAACAUCCAAACGCUGCUCUCGUACGCCAGACAUCGCCACCAUCACCCGUGCUCACCAACCGCUCCAACUCCCUAAAUCCAUCAUUUCACGGCGUUCCCAGUACUGCACUCCCCACGCCGAAUCCUGAGAAUGACUACUUGGGAUUCUGCAAAGGCGCAUGGAAGCUGCAGAAUGGCGACAGAAAGAGCUCGUUUGGAAAGUGUAGAGAAGUCGACGCUUGGUCUCGGCAUCCAAGCUCAGCAAAUGCAGUCCACUACCUCGCAUGUAACACAAACAAAUGCGCAUUUCGAAGCAACUUCUCCCAUGUUGAUCUCAACGUGGUGUGGUCGCGUGUCUUUGCGGUGCCAUCCAAGGGCAUCAAGCUGCGAUGGACGUUCCUCGCGAAGAGCCAUGUGCUGCAGAAAGUCGUGGUCAAACACCAAUAUAGCUUUAACUGCUUGUUCUGCGUCUUCUUGACCGGCAAGUCAGGCGUAUACCACGGCAUCGACUACUAUCUCGAUCAUAUCGCAAGCGAGCAUCGAGGUAGUCGGAACCUGGGCGAGAUCAUCUUGUAUAAGACGGGCUGCAUAGCGGACCACAAAGCCGAAGACUCGGAAGAAUUCGACAUUAAUCUCUGGCCCUUGGAGGAGGCUCAGCACAAACCUCGACAGCAGUCCGAGUGGCUUAAUGAUGAUCUGCUGUGGCAGGAAGCUGGACACUCAACCAAUACCGAUGCGAAGGAUAGUAUGUUCAUGAUUUCCACUAUCGAGGCGCAGAUGACCGGACAGAACUGGAGUAGGACUCCUGGGACUGUGCUGACUGCCGAAGAAGCCACGUUCCGGUCUUGUCGCCAAGAUUGCCAUCUCCUACGUUGA
This is a messenger RNA of Pseudocercospora fijiensis CIRAD86, 2721 nucleotides long. RefSeq lists its product as uncharacterized. NCBI's taxonomy places the organism in Eukaryota, Fungi, Ascomycota, Dothideomycetes, Mycosphaerellales, Mycosphaerellaceae. The coding region runs from base 1 to 2721 and encodes 906 amino acids. The transcript has 11 exons. The record is from RefSeq and is a predicted model, not a curated record.